This is a messenger RNA of Cooperia oncophora, 1092 nucleotides long. Lineage: Eukaryota; Metazoa; Nematoda; Chromadorea; Rhabditida; Trichostrongylidae. The record is from the annotation of a GenBank genome assembly.
AUGGUGGUUGUAGUUGUGUUUAGUAAUCUGGGUAGCCGAAUGCUUUCAUCAUCUCGCCUUCCGUCAUUGGCUGAAGUUCCUGUGGGCGGUGAAGACGCGCCCAUGUCGUCCGUCCGUGAACGGGCCGGCUCGGACCAUUCAACUCGGACCACAAAGUCCGUAUUUGCGCGUCUGAUACCGUGGACAACCGAAGCCAGUCCUUCAACGCUUUUGAAUCGAAGGCAAGGUCGUAUUGUUCCCGCACGACCAGGUACUGGUGGGCAGUAUCGGGUAGUGACACGAACAGCUACUGUAGAAGGACAUUCAAAAGCUGUCCUCUCAGUGGCUGCCACCGAUGAACUUCUUCUCUCUGGAUCUAAAGAUCGUACUGCUAAGCUGUGGGAUCUGCAGACUGGAAGUGAAGUGAGGACAUUGGGUGUUCAUCCAAAUAAUGUUCAUGCAGUACGGUUUAUACCCAAUUCUCAACUGGCCAUUUCAGUGUCGAUGUAUCAGAUACGUGUUUGGGAUUUACGAACGCAAGAAUGUAUACGAAUGUUGCAGUCCAGCGGUCAAGUGAAUGAUGGUGAUGGAGGUCCAGCUGGAUCACGACAAAAUACGGUGCCAUUCCUGGAAACUGUGGUAAAUGCGGCUGAAGUUGAUCCGAAGGGCAAACUUCUCUUCACCUCCUUCGGCGGUGACGUGCGCAUUUGGAAUCUCGACAAAUGGGCCUCAUUCGGACGACUCGUUGGUGCCGUCAAUAGCCCGAGAUCGGAAGUGUCAUGUCUGGCCGUAUCCGAAGGACCUGAUGGACUGCCACAAAUCUUCACCGGGUCACGAGAUCAUUACGUGAAAAUGUUCCAGUGUAGCCUUGGAGGCGAAGGCGUGUACGAAUCAACUGUAGACUUUAAUCCACCACAUUACGAUAAUGUCACUUGUGUGGUGCCUUUCGGCGGUUUUCUAUUGACAGCUGGAAAGGACAAGAACAUCAUGAAGUUUUCGUUGUUGGAUCAGAAGCGAGAUCAUCUGGAACUGAAUGCUCACAAUAGUUUCAUUCAAGGGAUGUGCUUAGUUGGGGUAGGUUUUUAUGUGACCACGAGCCCAUGGACUAUGUAA